CCCCCUUCCCCCUUCCCCCUCUCUCUAAAAGCACUCUUUCUCUCUCUACAAUUACUAUAUAUUUUACACAUAUAUAUAUAUAUAUAUAUCAAUAAAUCAAUAAAUAGUAACUUAUUUAUCCAAGUCUCAAAUUAUUUAUGAAAGUCUCAACGUCUUAUUUAGCCCAGUCCUCCAUUUAGAGUAGAGAUAUACACACAUAUAUAGAUAUAGAGAGAGAAAGUACCACCACCAGCCAUGGCGGACGGAGACGCCAAUGUCGGCGGCGAGGUGACUCGAGCACCACUCCGCCUCGUCCGGGAAGUCGUAGGGAUGUCCAGCGGCGGAUUUGGCGGUGCCUUCAAGAGGGACUGUACGGAUCUCUCGCGGAGGGUCGCGCUUCUAGCUCACCUGCUCGAAGAGAUCAGGGAUUUCUUUGGAGAUCUCAGGCCGCUCGAUGCUUCCACCUCUUCGUCGUCUAGAUCUACUUCCCUUUCUGAUCUCACGGUGGCGCUUCAGGCCGCUAAGCGACUCCUCUCCGCCGCCGGCAACUUCAAUUCCCAGAUCUCAUCUGAUGGAGCUGCCAAGAAAAUCGCCUUUCAAUUUCAAUGUGUGACAUGGAAGUUAGAGAAAGCAUUGGGAAGCUUACCAUAUGACCAUUUUAACAUCUCAGAGGAAGUUCAGGAACAGGUUGAACUGGUAAGGGCACAGUUGAGAAGAGCCACAGAAAAAUAUGGUGGGCCUCUUAGUUCAACAAUACUAUCACGUGCCUUAUCUCAGCCACUGGACAAAGAAAUUGAUCUGGCACAAUCUGGCAGUAGGAUGAUCGGAAGCUUGCAUAUAGAGAAUGCAGGUAUUAUUGACCAUGAAGUUAAAGUAAUGGUGGACACUAUUCCAAAAGGCAAUGCUUCGACUGGUGAUUGUGUUGAUCAGAUGAUUAAUGAAUCAGAAAGGCCGAGAAAUGUUGAUGCUGGCAGAGUAAUUUCAGCCAGCAAUGGUCUAGAUGAGAAUAAGAAACCUGAUUCUCCUGUAAUUCCUGUUGAUUUUCUCUGCCCUAUAUCUCUAGAACUUAUGAGGGAUCCUGUUAUUGUGGCAACAGGACAGACUUAUGAGAGAUCUUACAUUCAGAGAUGGAUAGAUUGCGAUAAUACAACAUGCCCCAAAACUCAGCAAAGACUCCAAAAUCUCACUUUGACCCCAAACUAUGUGUUGAGAAGUCUAAUUUCCCAGUGGUGUGCAAUACACAAUAUUGAGCAACCAAUGGCAUUAACAAAUGGAAGGAUAAAAAAGACUGACGGAUCACUCUGUGAUGUUAGUGGGGACGUAGCAACCAUUGAGGCACUUGUCCGGAAGCUCUCAAGCCCAUCCGUUGAGGAACGCAGGGCUGCCGUGGCUGAAAUUCGAUCAUUAUCCAAAAGAAGUACAGAUAAUAGGAUACUAAUAGCAGAAGCAGGUGCUAUUCCAAUUCUGGUUCAUCUAUUAACAGCAGAUGAUGGUUUAACCCAAGAAAAUGCCGUCACCUCCAUUCUCAAUCUCUCAAUAUUCGAAAAUAACAAGGGUCUCAUCAUGCUUGCUGGUGCUGUUCCUUCUAUUGUGCAAGUGCUCAGGGUUGGAAGCAUGGAAGCAAGAGAAAAUGCGGCAGCAACCUUUUUUAGCUUGUCACUUGCAGAUGAAAACAAAAUAAUAAUUGGUGCAUCAGGCGCCAUCCCGGCUUUGGUAGAUUUGCUUCAGAAUGGAAGCGCGAGAGGGAAGAAGGAUGCUGCGACAGCACUGUUCAAUUUGUGUAUUUAUCAGGGAAACAAGGGCCGGGCUGUGAGGGCCGGGAUUAUUUCAGCAUUAUUGGAGAUGCUCACAGAUUCAAGCAGUGUUAUGGUGGAUGAAGCUCUGACUAUACUGUCAGUUCUUGCCAGCCACCAAGAGGCUAAGAUCGUGAUUGUAAAAGCUAGCACAAUACCAGUCUUAAUAGAUCUUGUGAGGACCGGUCUUCCCCGCAACAAAGAAAAUGCUGCUGCCAUUUUACUUUCCUUGUGCAAGAGAAACACUGAGAAUCUUGCUUGUAUAAGUAGGCUUGGUGCCGUUAUACCCCUGAUGGAACUUGCUAAAAGUGGCACGGAGAGAGCCAAGAGGAAGGCUACGUCCUUGCUGGAGCUUCUGCGAAAUCUGCAGCAACUCUAAUUGGUUGCAGCAUUGAAGAAUUCAUCAUUUGCUUCUUUGAUUUUUAUCUCACAAUUAAUUUUACACGAUUUUUUUUGCGCCUGAGAACUGAGGAUAUAAGCGUGAGAAAACAAAGUCAUUCUCACCGCUUUCUCUCCAUUUAUUCCUUCUUUAUUAGUGUGCAAAAAAUUCAUUUGAUCUGGCUUUUGUUGAACUAGCUUUCCUGUUUGAUAUAUUUGUUGCAUGAAAUGUAUAUAUAUUAUCAAAAUGUUUGACACAUAUUGAAAAGCAAGAGAACUUACUCAUACCAUUA
Molecule: messenger RNA, 2443 nt
Organism: Cornus florida
Lineage: Eukaryota; Viridiplantae; Streptophyta; Magnoliopsida; Cornales; Cornaceae
Product: U-box domain-containing protein 11-like
Exons: 4
Coding region: 235-2151 (638 amino acids)
Biological process (GO): protein ubiquitination
Cellular component (GO): cytoplasm; nucleus
Molecular function (GO): protein binding; ubiquitin-protein transferase activity
Source: RefSeq, a predicted model, not a curated record